AUGAGCGCGGUGACUCUCCAAGCAAUAUUCUACGGCAAGAGUCAAUUCAGCAUUCGGGAAAAGGCGGAAAUGACGGCUGCCACCGCGCUCUUUAUGAUCCCAACAGCUCUGGUGUUCCCAGCCAUGAUGAGAUUGGCCAACACCCCACCUUCAUCAGAGACCCUGACUCGAGUCAGGAAGCACAAAACAGCGCACAAGCAACAACCGCAAGGAGGUAAUAAACAACUCAUGAGUCAGCGCGACCGGCUCGUAAAGGCGCAACGUGAGGAGUUCCACGCCGCGCUUUCAGAUGUUACUGGACCACAGGUGUUCCGAGUGAUGGGCGAGGCAGAGAAGGCUCCUGGAGGAAAUCAAAACGCACGACUACACAACGUGACGGCAUCGCUGGGCAUUUUAUGUACCCUGCUGUGCGCCGUUUCAGCCUACGGGGUGGCAGCUCACAGAGUCACGAUCAUGUCUCAGGCAAUGGUUUUUCAAGCUGUGCUCGCACCUGCUCUAGUGCUAUGCGGUGCGAUUCUGUAUGGUUCCAGCGUUGGUCUCGCCACAGGCGCUGUGUUCGGGGGGCUGGGCACUCUCGUGUGCGCGUACUUCUUGCGGGUACACAGAAGAAUCGAACUGGUGGUGCGGAAGGUCUGUGAGGAUGAUCUAAUCACGGCGUGGUCGCACCCGGUGCCUUCCAUGCAUUCCGCGGUCUUACGUGUGCAGCAAGCUUACAGGGGUUUUCUCCUUUCUGCAUACCACUACUGUACCUCGUUCAUCGAAUCAACCGUGGGUGACAACCUUGUUUUGAACCUGGGCUGUACUACCCUCACCAGAAUACACCGCGCCAUGACUAGGACUGCCCGCAUCGUCGAGUUCACUACCUGGUUGAACAAGUGCAAGCGAAGACGUUCCGUGAUGCACAUGCUUGUAAACUCCGUGGUGUACGUGGUCAUUCUUUGCCUUACAUACACCAACCUCGUCUUCGCGAUCAAGUUUGACCGGUAA
Messenger RNA from Ectocarpus sp. CCAP 1310/34, 987 nucleotides. NCBI's taxonomy places the organism in Eukaryota, Phaeophyceae, Ectocarpales, Ectocarpaceae. The record is from the annotation of a GenBank genome assembly.